Molecule: messenger RNA, 3269 nt
Organism: Dermacentor andersoni
Lineage: Eukaryota; Metazoa; Arthropoda; Arachnida; Ixodida; Ixodidae
Source: RefSeq, a predicted model, not a curated record
UUUACUGAUGCCUAUAAAUGCGCGCAAGUCAUCAGCACAACACCCAUAGAGCUUAGCAAAGCAAACCAAGCGACCGCGUUCGCGACGAAAGAAACAGGUCCCACGUAAAAAAACAAGCAACUGGGGAGGCGCAAGACACGGACGCUAUUUGACCCGAAGCAGAGCUACUGAACGGGAAAGGAUGUUACGUUACCUGCCCCAGGCACUACGGCGCCAUAGACAUUAAGUCUGCGUCCAAGACCACACGCCGUUUGGGCAGUCGGCAUCUCAAUAGUAGCCUGGUGAACUUCGUCUUGUAAGGGACCCUACUCAUGGAUGGUAUGUGGCUGUUCGUUGGAUCGCUAUUAGCACUCGCUGUCGCGGAGACGGUGACCACCGAGCAGAAGUACAGGGUUGCGUACUUCAAGCAAAAGGUGGACCACUUCAGCUUCAGCAAUCGGGAUUCAUUUCGUCAGCGUUACCUGGUAUACGAGGACCACUGGAACAGGAAUGGCGGUCCUAUCUUUUUCUACACUGGAAGCGAAAUGAACGUCGAAGUCCUCGCUAACCAGAUGGGCAUUAUGUACGACUGGGCAAAGGACUUCAAGGCUAUGCUGGUGUUCGCAGAACACCGCUAUUAUGGCGACUCGCUACCCUACAGUGAACGAUCCUUCAGCUCGAGGCAGAGGCGAGGGUACCUGACGACGGAGCAAGCACUGGCCGACUUUGCCUACCUGAUACAGCACAUCAAAAAGACCGCACCUGGCGCCGAAAAGAGCAUGGUGGUGACCUUCGGCGGGGGAUACGGCGGCAUGCUGGCUGCCUGGAUGCGCGUCCGCUACCCGCAUCUGGUCAAAGGAGCCUACGCAUCCAGUGCACCCAUCGCGUACUACAGCAACGAGGUUGCGUGCGAAAAGUUCCCGCGCGCCAUCACCGACAGCUACAAGAGCCAGUCGCAGAACUGCGCCGCCAGUAUCCGCAGGUCAUGGACCAUCAUGGACAAAAUGGCAGCUACAGAUGAUGGACUGAGCUUCCUCACUGAGGCGUUCCACUCGUGUCAGCGCUUGACCACGGACAGCAUUCCGCACUUGUACCAGUGGCUGAAGGAAGCCUACCAGACCAUGGCCAUGCUCGACUACCCCUACGACACAGAGCUGUUCGGAAAGCUGCCGGCGCACCCGGUCAAGGAAGCCUGUAGAUUCCUGUGGAACCCAUUGCAAACAGGUGAAGACCUCGUACGAAGCCUGCACAAGGCGGCCUCCAUACUGUACAACAGUUCCGGAAAUGCCGCAUGUUACAGCAUCGACGGCAACAUUGGAGUUCACGCGGGCUGGAUGUUCCAGACCUGCACGGAACUGGUGAUGCCCGAGUGCACCAAUGGUGCAGAAGACAUGUUCAAACCGAAGAAGUGGGACGUCCGGAAGCACGCCAAGAGGUGUCAGCAGCGCUUCGGAGUAACGCCAGAUCCUGGACGGCUGAAGGUGCUUUACGGUGGCACUGACUUACAGGGCAUCUCCAACGUAAUAUUCACAAACAACCUGCGGGACCCGUGGUACUAUGGCGGCAUCCUGUCCGGCAACGAGGCCACGACCUCGAUCGUGGUGCGGAACGCCGCCCACCUGCUCGACCUGCGGAAGCCGAACGACCUGGACCCCGUGUCGGUCGCCUGGGCCAGGACUCGAGCUAAGGGAACGCUGUGGCGCUGGCUCACACCGAAGCUGAACUUUUUCGGAUAGACUCAACGUCUCCAACGCGCCGUUCCCGUGCAUCUGUCUAGAGACCUUGCAGAUUUCUAGAAUGAUCGCCUCGGUGUUCGAAAGUGAAGAAGAUUUCUGCGUGAAUCAGACAAUCACGAAAGAAAUACACGCACUGACCGGACUACUAGCUCCUUGCGCGAAUCAGACGAACUUUUGUUGUAGCCUCAUUUGCGCAAGUCUUCUUAUCUACUGUCAUGCACGAACCAGCCCAACAAGUUCUCAACCCACACACACACACACACACACACAGAGUAAUAUAGGAAGGCAGGGAUGUUAACCAGUCAAUAGUCUGGUUGGCUACCCUACGCUGGGGGAAGGGAGAAGGGGAAGCGAGAGAAGGGAGAGAGAAGGUGUAGAGACGUGUACGGACAGCACUUGAGUUAAAUCCACUCGCGCAAACCAGAAGUUCUGAGAAAGCACAAAAGUGUCUUCACUGCCUUCUGAGCCGAUGACCGGUCGGGACGGUGCUCUAGUACUGUCUGUUCACUCAGAGGACGAUCAUCUAAUUUCCUCAAUGUGUUGGACAAAGAUUGUCUUUGUGCUGGAAAUUGAGGACAAUGGCACAAUAAUUGGUCCACGUUCUCCUCGCAUCCGCAAACAUCACAUGCAGGACUAUCAGCCAUUCCAAUUAGUGUUGAGUAGGCAUUCGUGAAUUCUCAACACAGGGUGCUCAACAUCGGUAUGAGCAUGUUCUCAAAGUGGGAGCAGCCAGGAAGUUCCACCAUUCUCAUUGUAAUAAACAAACAUCGUAAAAUAAAAUGACGGUCCUGUUUCUUCUUCUUCAUCAAAUAGUAGUGUGGGAGACGUAGAAGGCUGCUUCGGUGUGGGUACAUGCCAGUAACAUUUAGGGGGCUCUGCGUCUGGUAAAGAGAAGGCAGAUUGCAUGGUCUACUAUACAAUACUGGGGGAGAGGGGGGAGGUAACAUUAUCGUCAGCCCCAUCAUCACUAUAACGGGUUCCUAAUUCCAAAUGCAAUAAAAUACGCAAACACAGGAAAGAAGCAGUUUGCUACCCUGCGCGGAGGUAAAGGAUUAUAUAUAUAUAGAGAGAAGAAAAGAUGCUGGAAUUUAUUGUGACACGCAAGACGGUGACAGUUAUGUCAGAUAUGCCCGUUAUAGUAAAGAAAAUAUGCAAAAGCAGCUUUUAGUCCUGCUGUGUGUAAGACUUCAGCAUAUUUUAGUCUUGGCACCACUGAAAACGGCACCGGUAUAGACCGGCAGACUACUAAAUAUUCUUUGCUGUAAUGGUGACCCAGUGAAUACUCGCUUAGGCGAGAGCCGAGAUGGUCAAUCAAUAGUUAUUUUUUCUUAUCUAUCCUUAAUUUUAUAUUUUAACUUCACGUCUUACUUAAUUUAUGGUACAAAGACUUUAAUUCGCACUUUGUUCAUCGCUUUUGGCGCUACGUCAUUCGUUUACGUGAGGCGCAUUCGCAGUUUCCCGCGCGAAAGAAGCGCGAUUUGCAUUGCGUGUAAUCUUCGAUAGAUGGCGAGACAAUUCUAAGCGCGACACCGUUCCACUCUGACGCGCAUCGCA